UUAAAGUUAAUGCUGUGAAUUGUUUGUAAGCGGGGUGCAUUGCAACAAACGGUGUCUUUCUGUAGCCGUUCUGUAGCCGGUGCUAUAUGGUUUAUGUGGUAAAAAAACAGAAAAUGUCUGUAGAAAAUCGCAUACUGUUCCCUUUACCGAAUUAUGGAUUCGACCCCACUGAGACAGCGGUGCCGUGGAAACGCAUCAAAGCCGCCGGAUUCACGGUGGUGUUUUCGACUCCCACUGCUAAGCAGCCGAAAGCGGACAAUCGCGUUCUAACCGGCGAAGGAUUCGGUCUACUAAAACCUUUCUGCAUGGCCGACAAGGAAGCGCUUGCCGCUUAUGCGGAAAUGGAAAACUCAGAAGAAUUUCGCCACCCUAUUGCAUAUGACGCCAUUAAACCCGACGAUUAUGUCGGCAUCGUUAUUGCCGGCGGACACGAUAAGGGAAUGCGGGAAUAUUUAGAGUCGACCACUCUGCAGACGAAUAUCGUUAAUUUUUUCCACAACAACAAACCAGUGGGAGCUAUCUGUCAUGGCUGUCUACUGGUCGGCCGCAGCCGGGAUCCGGCGACCGGCAAAUCAGUACUGUUCGGCAAGAAGAUGACCGCAUUAACACGCCGUCACGAGUUGUCAGCAUAUAAUAUGACACGAUUAUUUUUGGGUGAUUAUUACUUGACGUAUCCCGAGACAACGGUAGAGGAUGAGAUGAGAGGAUACGCGGAAAAAGCGGAGGAUUUCCAAGUUGGCCCCGGCUGGCCAAUCCCUACGUUGCGUGAUUCCGCCGUGAAGCCGUAUGGAUUCGCGCUAAUCGAUGGAAAUUACGUGUCGUCCCGAUUUUUUGGUGACGCCAAUGCUUUUGCUAAUGCUUUCAUCUAUUUACUGACGCAAAAAGACGAGAUAAAACAAUAAUCUGGGUAAUCAUUUUUUCUGCCGGUAUCUUUGUAAUUAAUCACUGCGCUUCGCAAUCCAAGUUAUCCGCGAUCCAGCCUUGUAAUUCACUUUUCACGUGAUCGCAAAAUUGGUCUUUAUUGUGAGUUACACCGUAAUCAGAACUAAAUUCGGCAUCGCCUUGAUAAAAAAGGAUAGGUUACGGGUCUUUCUUGUUAAGUUUUAAUUAAACCUUACAAUGU
Paramacrobiotus metropolitanus is the source of this 1123-nucleotide messenger RNA. RefSeq lists its product as uncharacterized. The coding region runs from base 87 to 902 and encodes 271 amino acids. The record is from RefSeq and is a predicted model, not a curated record. The transcript has a single exon. NCBI's taxonomy places the organism in Eukaryota, Metazoa, Tardigrada, Eutardigrada, Parachela, Macrobiotidae.